Anopheles gambiae (African malaria mosquito) is the source of this 4610-nucleotide messenger RNA. It is a transcript of the gene Gbs-76A, whose product is annotated as glycogen-binding subunit 76A. Gene Ontology annotation, molecular function: protein phosphatase 1 binding; glycogen binding. Gene Ontology annotation, biological process: regulation of glycogen biosynthetic process. Gene Ontology annotation, cellular component: protein phosphatase type 1 complex. NCBI's taxonomy places the organism in Eukaryota, Metazoa, Arthropoda, Insecta, Diptera, Culicidae. The record is from RefSeq and is a predicted model, not a curated record. The transcript is spliced from 7 exons. The coding region runs from base 1464 to 3986 and encodes 840 amino acids.
CGAGAGCCCUCAUCAGCUGGGCGAGCGAAGCGAGUUUGAGCACAGACGUAGAGAGAGAGAGAGAGAGAGAGACAAGUGGCGAGCAUUCCGCGACCUUGCAACGUCCUUCUCUUGACACUUUGGGGUUUUGGUACACGGGCGAACGGUAUCGACGGCGGCCCGACACGGGCCCGACCACUACUGCUCUGGCGCUUUCACAGGGGGCCGCGAUUGAUCUGGGGAGUCUUUGCCAAAGCGACGUCCGCAGCGGAACAUCUUUCGAGUGCCUCCUCCGUGUCCAGGGUGCCACGCUGCCACCGAAAAAAACACACACCCACACACACUCACAGCACAGUACAGCAGCGGACAUUCCCUGUGGCCGCUAGCGUGCAGUACGCGAGCAGCGUAGACACAGCGCUUGGUUGGAAGUGGUCAUCCCAAAAAUCUUUUGGCAAGAGCAGGAGCUCCUCCUCCCUGCCCAAAAACGCUUCCCAAAGAGCCGAAAGACCCUUCUUUGGGGUCGAUCAUCGGUUUCGGCAACGACCACCACGGACAACCCGUGUAGUACCCACAACCGUUUCAUUUCUCGAUCCAAGUGGCCGACGAUUGAUUGCAUCAGAGCAGGCAGAGGUGAAUUAGUUUUGGUUCGCGUUCAGUCAGCCACACACACACACACACGCAGACCACGUGCUGCUCGAGUGUGAUGUCCUCGCCAGGGGGAUGAUGAUUGUGGCAAAUUGUAACAUUGUGUCGUCGUCGUUGGCGCGCAAAUUGAACGAAUCUUUUUUAAAGUGCCCUCACAGUGCCUGUGUGUUUGUGUGUGUGUGUGUGUGAAAAUGUAACGGUACCAAUACCAUCACUGUAGAUUCGUCUAAGCUCGCAGGACCUUCCCAGACUGUUGGUGUAAUAUCAGUCCCACGCAUUCCGUUGUCUUGUGACCUCUUUCAAGCAGUGGAAGGACAAAGUUGUGUCUGCGUUUGUAUGCGUGUGAACAUUUGGUGUGCUACAUUGGGCUACUUCGAUCACACAAACACACUCACCAACGACAGCACCCUUGGGCUGUACGCGCACCUUUCUGGAAGGAUAGCAUCGCACGGCUAUCCUCUGUCACAGGAAAGGUUUGCGUUAGCCACCGUCCACCGGGGGACGGCAGAAGCAUCUCGUUUGCGCGUCUCUGUACUCAAGAGGCUCACCAGAUUGCUGCGCCCCCUUGUUCCGGGAUCGCCCUUGGGUUCCGCGGAUGAUCGUUAUGGUGUGGCUGUGUUGUCGUGUGGUUGGUUGGCGGCGAGUGAUCCUCCGUUGAUCCGGUCAGUGAGUGUGUGCUGCCGAUGGUGCUAAAGUGUUAAUUCUUCAAGAGCUAAAGCAGAGAAAAACGGUGAAACAGUGGAGUGGUUGGUGGAGGUGCUCGAAAGAUAGAUACGAAUAGCCGAAGUAGUGUGUAGUGUGUGUGUGUGUGUGUAAUAUUGUGCACAACAGGAGCGAAAAUGCAUAGGCACUUUGUGCUCACUGAGCAGUGUACGACGCCGCUGUUCGUAGUGGAACCGUGUCUGUCAUCGACACGCCAAACGCAGCCGGCCCCCGAGUGGCGCCCACUUUGGCGACGACAGCGUCCUGCACCACCAGCGGCCGACUACGACUACGACCAGCACAACUCUACCGCAGACUGCUGCGGCACAGCGCGAACACUACGACCCACGAACUCACGAACGACCCUGACCGGGGGUUUUGCAGUCGAGCAGCUGAUCCGGCAUCUGUUUGGCGCCGAUCAGCCCACCAUCAUCGUCACGGUGACAGCGAUCGUUAUUGGACUGCUUAUAGAGCUACGAUUACAUGAAGCUUGGUCACUCUACGCCUGGGGGUGGAUCAUUUUGAUCAGAAACUGCCUUGCUUCCAUGACCACACCGGGCGAUCCGUCUGCGACUGGACCUGACAGACCGUGCGGGAUCACCGCACUGCUCCCGAUCGGUAUGUCUUGCCGGAGCCGUGCCGAAGCCUUCGCCCGGAGCUUGCAGUCACGCCUACGAAAUCUUGGCUCCCAGGGCAGCACCGGUGAUGACGACGAUGAGGACGAGAGCCAACUUACGGCAGCGGACGAUCGGCACACGGAAAACACCUGGCUGUCGGCGGCAAACACUACCGACCAGACGGGCGUAACGAGCCUUCAGCCGCUACGCUCCCUGGUGGUGCCCAACAGUGCCGAGGCCGAUUCCUGCUUCGACUUUGGCCUGGAGGUGGAAAGCCCUAGCUCGCCGGUCGAAGAAUGCGAGUACACACGUUUAAUCGAAACGGCAACGGCCACACCGACGGGAUUGCCCUUGACCACCGCACCAGACGCUAAAGACCCAACGACCGUUGUUCAGCAGCAGCAGCAACAGCCGCAGGCACCCGAAUCGGGCUACGUUUGUUCCUCUCCCUGCUCCACUCCCCAGGGUUCUGCGGCCAGCAGCCACAGCAGCUCGUCCGACUGUCAGUUCUACGAUCCGGACAGCUCCGAUCCGGAGCAGCGAUCGGUCAAUAGCGGUUGCGAGUACUACGACUGCACGAUACCGGCAUCACCACCGGCUUGCGCAUUGCGCACGACCGUGCAGCACCAAACCGUCGAAAGUGCCACCGUGGCCAGCGCUACCUCACCGACCAACCCGUUCACCGCACUGCUUCACUCUAGUCAAACGGCCAACGGGCACGCGGUGCCGGUCGGGGGGUAUAUUGCGGCCACCGCCGACAGUGACAGCUGCUCCGAAUCGUUGCCACCGUCCCAGUCGACCGAAUCGAACCACUCGACGUUUACGGGCAUGAGCUCGAACUCGAACAGCACGCUGCAGGACGUGACGAUGGAACCGCUGGAGGAGGAGGAGGGCGUGCACACGACUCCGGGGACGGAUGUGCCGGACAGCCGAACAGCCGUGCUUGGCAACGGGCAUGCGAUAAUGCCGCGCGGCACCGUCGUGAUCAAUGCGGACACGGAGCUGGAGCGGCUAAGAAGCCACGGCAUACAGUACGAGGAGGACAUUGAGCCACAGGACGGGCGGGCCGGUGAGCAGCACAGUACUGGCUGCCAGGGUGCCACCACCAUCGAGCUGGCGGAGGUGGAGAAAAUACUCAAAGAUUGUACGACAAUCGUGAACAAUGAUCACGAACAGCAGCUGCAACCGAAACGGAACGAUCGCGCCUCGAACCGGUUCAACGACAGCAACGAGUACGACGAGGAGGACGACCGGAAGCACGGUGGGGGCCGCCGGGCGACCAUGUCAUCCGGCGAUGAGGACGAGGAGGAAAGCAAACCGCAACGCAUCCGGCGCUGUUCGUCGCUCAAAACGGGUAAAACGCCGCCGGGCACACCGGGCCGGAAGAAGAUCGUCCGCUUUGCGGACGUGCUCGGGCUCGAUCUGACCGACGUGCGGACGUUCAUGGACGAGGUGCCGAAGGUGCCACAGUCCGCGUACGAGGAUCUUACCAUCGUCACGGCCGCGGAGCAACCGAUGCCGGAAAUCAUUAGCCUCGGGCCGAAGGCGGACCGUGUGCUGGUGCCGCUGUUUCAGCAGCCGGGCGCCCUGCCCUGCUUUCUCGACCGGGUGCGCGAGAAGCAGGUGAACCUGGAGAAUGCGGCCGUCACCGAUCCGAUCACGCUCACCAUCACCGGCACGGUGCGCGUGCGCAAUCUCGACUUCCACAAGUCGGUGUACGUGCGGUACACGCUGGACAACUGGCGCAGCUACGCCGACCUGCAGGCGGUGUACGCGGAGAACUCGUGCGACGGCUUCUCGGACAAGUUUAGCUUCACGCUGCACGGCAACUCGGUGCAGGUCGGGCAGCGGAUCGAGAUGGCGAUCCGGUUCCACUGCCGGGGGGAGCAGUUCUGGGACAACAACUACGACACCAACUACGUCUUCCAGUGCCUGCCGAUCACGCAGCCGACGCCGAUGAUCGCGAGCCGGCUGCCGCUCGUAGGCAGCACACCGUCCGCCGCCCUCAACUCCGAGCCGGCCUGGUGUAGCAAUUUCUACUAAGCGAAAGAGAGCAAGGACAGUUGAAAUUGCAGGACAAAAAGGAAGGAAUAUCUUUGUGCCAUCCCGUCGCCCAAACGCGACACAAAAACGGAUCGGCUACCGAUCGGACUCGUCGGGUCGUAGAGUAUUAUAGAGCAAAGAAGCAAAGAGCGGAGAGGAAUUUAAAACAAAAAACAGAAAAACAAAUAAUUCGAAUUUUUAUCACACCGAUCGAGCGAGGACACAAUCCCCCCUCCCUACCGACCGAAAAUUAAUAUACUCACCGACAGAGACACACUCUUAGCAACAAAGUACCAAAGUUAGGAAGAAAAAAGAAAGCAAAUGCGACACAAAAACAGACACAAAAUAGUGUGCUUAGGGUAGGAACAAAAAAAUGAAAGCAAAAAUAAAAUGUGAAAAAUGAAAUUAAGUAAAAAAAGUAGAGAAAAAGCACGAAAGUAAACCUCACCACUGGACUCGAAGUUUUUAGUAAAGUAUUGAGUUCAAAGGAAUACAAAUUUUCCUCAAACAAUUAAACACACACAAAAACACGUGCGUAGCCGAAGGCAAUCCCCCUAUUAAAGAAAGCUUUAGUAGUGUUAAACUCAGUUCCCAGAUGAGACAAAUCUUAGUGAAACAGGAAAA